Messenger RNA from Lingula anatina, 1735 nucleotides. RefSeq lists its product as uncharacterized. The record is from RefSeq and is a predicted model, not a curated record. NCBI's taxonomy places the organism in Eukaryota, Metazoa, Brachiopoda, Lingulata, Lingulida, Lingulidae.
UGUCGAAAAUGAUUACACAGCAUAUUGGUACUUGAUUCUUAAAAAGACCUAUCAUCAUGGAUUGAGAGUACAAGACUGAUGGAGAACGGAGAGGAUUCGGUGAUUAAUUUGUCGUCAGAGAGCAGUUAUGGAAAACCCUGCUGAUCUAGAUGCUUCCAUUCCUUGGGUAGCCCGUGGAUAUUCCAACACACUCCAAAGCAAGAAAUAUGGCAGAACAACAAAGGAUGGUGAAACAAACUUUUUACUUUGUGCAGAAGACGAUGUGCACCUCAGCACUGAUUUGAAAACUUCUACCCCAGUGCAGAAACAAGCCCAACAAGUAAGACAGAGACCAAAGAGCGCUUCAGCAGCCUACUCAGCCUACAGUAGAACCACGCCUCCCAGGCCGCAGUCUGCCACUGUAACAGGGGGAUGGAGGAAACCCAGGCCUCUCAGUGCACAGCGGCCCUCUAGUGGCCGACCUUGGAAGGUUCUGCCUGGAGAAGACGGCAAAAAGAGAAGGGCAUGGAGUGCAGGACCCAGACGGCCUGCCAGUGCCGUAUCUCUCAACAAGAAAAGCUAUACUCUAGUCAGCAGAGCAUUUGAAGAUGAACGUCUCAUGUAUGAAUUUUCGCCUCAUCCAAACCAUCGUUUUUUAGACAGACAUGCUCGAUGUUUUGACCAUACACAUAUCCACCUACAGCUUCUCCUCACUAGACCCCAAACAGCAUGCCGCCACUGUGGAGAAUUCCGCUGCCCUAUGGGGGAUUGUGCAUAUGGGACCAACAGUACUGUGGUUUCUCCAGGCAGUCGCCCGCGUUCAGCAGCUGGAGUGAGAGACCCGCCAGAGACAGAAUAUGAACAAUAUAUUGCUUACACCAGACCUGCUAGACCCAGCACUGCACCUCCAGGAGGAAGGAGAGGGUUGGCUGAGCGUGAGCCAGUAACCCGUGGCCACAUUCCCCAUUUCUGCAACUUCGUCCAGAGUGCCAUACUUCAUGAGCGUGACCAUUCCACAGAGAUUCAUCACCAUGAUCAUCACCACCACCAUCACCAAUACUCUGAUGUAGAUAUUGACAGGAAAGACAGCAGCAGUCAGGGACACGGCGGACGUAGGUCUGCCAGGCCCUCCACGGAGCCAGAAUAUGUGCGACCUGAAUCACCUGCGGUUUCCGAGGUGGAGGUGAAAGAAGAGGAUGACUGGGAUGAAAAGAUAGAUGUUACCAUUGUGGAUAAAGAAAAUGAACCUGAAUUCCAGAAUGAUUCUGAAAUACGUAAUAUCACACCACCUCCAAUUCCACACCCACCCCUCCAUCCCCGACCAAAACCCUGCAGUGUCUGGAUGGAAACACCACCUGUGAAGAAACCAGUCCCACCCCCACUUCCAAAGCCAGUGGAAAAACAUAAGCCUGUAGAAAAUCCAAAAAGAGUCUGCGUGAAGAAAGAGAAACGGCCAGUGGAGAGGGAGAGACAGAAAAGAGAAAUGGAGCCUCCAGAACCCGUGAAAGCAGCAGAGCCUGAACCCCCACCACCCCCACCACCACCUGAACCAGUGGAGGAGAGUAAGCCUCAGGUAAAAGAGCGUCCCGUGGUAGGACCCCCAGACCUUCCAGAACUCAAACCAGCUGAGAGACCUGCCACCCCGGUGAAGCAGCCGACACCCACUCCACCCAAACACCCAAUACAGGGAGGAGUAGAUGUGGUCAAGGUAGACCCUCUGGUAAGACAAAAUAACCUUCUUUUCAUUGCUUACUAA